UGACUUUCUCGUCGAACACAUACAAAGCAAAAUGUCUACCUACGCCUUCCUUCUCCUCUGCCUCCAAGCCUAUUUGGUCCAGAACGUAUGCAGUCAGUGUCAUGGCACUCGCAGUCUUGAAAUCGAAGUACCCCGACCAGCAUGUGGAAACAGAGCUGGCAUUGCUGCUCCAGCUAUAGGACAUUUUGGACUAGGCUCUGGCUGGGAUGUCAGCAAUAUUGGUUCAACCGCAGCUGCCUACGGUGGUACUGGAGUGGGUGAUGUGGCUGUUGCUGGUGAGAUGGGCGUUGCUGGUACCACCCUGGUCGCUGGUCAGGUGCCGAUCCUCGGUGCAGUAGGGUUCGAAGGCAUCGUUCCCGCUGCUGGAGCUGUUAUCAUUACUGGCAGAUGCGGCUGCGGUUGCCAUGGUUCCUCCAUUUACUAAAACAAUAAUGUAAAUCUUGACGCUCUGAAUAUAAUACAAUUAAAAUCAUUAAGCAGCA
Molecule: messenger RNA, 482 nt
Organism: Melitaea cinxia (Glanville fritillary)
Lineage: Eukaryota; Metazoa; Arthropoda; Insecta; Lepidoptera; Nymphalidae
Product: chorion class CA protein ERA.1-like
Exons: 2
Coding region: 32-424 (130 amino acids)
Biological process (GO): multicellular organism development; chorion-containing eggshell formation
Cellular component (GO): egg chorion
Molecular function (GO): structural constituent of egg chorion
Source: RefSeq, a predicted model, not a curated record